AUGAAGGAAAGGGAAAUAUUUUUUGGAAGACCAAAUUCAAAUUUUUUUGAACCGCAAUUUUCUGCUUUAUGUGCUUUUGUUAACUGUGAACCUUUUAAUAAUUAUUGUUCUCUUCCUUUGAAACCUGUAGGGCAAUGUUGCGAGCAAUGUGGUGCAAUUUUAAGUUUUCGACAAAAUACUCUUAAUUUUACAAAAUCUAUUGAAAUUAUUAAAAAAUAUGGAAAAUUAAUUAAAGAUUUUGAAUGGCUCCCAAAAGAUUCCGGAAUUUCUUUUGUUCGAAUAGAUAAUGACGAUUUCCAUCCUUUAUAUCAAAUUUCUAUACUAAAUAAACAUUCAUUCAAUUACAAUGAGAAACAAUUCUGCUCUGUAAUUUGGGAUAUAUUUAAGAGAAUUCAGCAAGGAAUUAAUUCUCAUCUCCCUGUUGAAUAUCAACCUUCUGCCGAAAAUGAGGACAAAUUUUAUUUUGAUUUAAAAUUAAAAUGUUCACGACAAGUUGGAAUUAUACAUUUUAAAGAAUUAGUGCCUUGGCUAUUUUUGGGAAUAAUUUUUGGGGUUGUAUUGAUAUUAGCUGUACGUUCAGAAUAUAGAAGGAAUCCACGUUUACGUCUCUUUAUUGCCGAAAGUCUUAGAAAUGAACGUUUUUUAAAUAUUAAUGUAAAAUGGAGAAGGGGAACAAAUGAAAACGUAGAGAUUCCGACAAAUUGGAAUGGAAAUAAUGAAAUAAAUGAUCAGACAAGAAUCAAUUUAUUCUCAACAGUCACUGGAUCAGUUUCUGAAUUUGUUAAUAAAGCAUUUUUAAAAUCGGCCAAAAUUGAUGAAAAUGAAGAAUUACUUGAGGAAGAAGAUAAAUAA
Molecule: messenger RNA, 852 nt
Organism: Meloidogyne enterolobii
Lineage: Eukaryota; Metazoa; Nematoda; Chromadorea; Rhabditida; Meloidogynidae
Source: the annotation of a GenBank genome assembly